Messenger RNA from Saimiri boliviensis boliviensis (Bolivian squirrel monkey), 1410 nucleotides. RefSeq names its product NLR family apoptosis inhibitory protein (gene NAIP). Gene Ontology annotation, biological process: pyroptotic inflammatory response; negative regulation of apoptotic process; detection of bacterium. Gene Ontology annotation, molecular function: cysteine-type endopeptidase inhibitor activity involved in apoptotic process; structural constituent of ribosome; ATP binding. The record is from RefSeq and is a predicted model, not a curated record. Gene Ontology annotation, cellular component: IPAF inflammasome complex; ribosome. NCBI's taxonomy places the organism in Eukaryota, Metazoa, Chordata, Mammalia, Primates, Cebidae.
AUGACGAACACAAAGGGAAAGAGGAGAGGCACCCGAUAUAUGUGCUCCAGGCCUUUUAGAAGACAUGGAGUUGUUCCUUUGGCCACGUAUAUGCGAACUCAUGAGAAAGGUGACGUUGCAGACUUCAAGGGAAUGGCUUAUUGCAAUGACUGCGUCUUUGCUAAUGAAGAACUACAGCUGGACUCUUUUAAGGACUGGCCCUGGGAAUCAGCUGUCGAGUUUCAGCACUGGCCAAGGCAGGUCUUUUCUACACAGAGUGGAACGAAGAUGAGAAAUGCUGUUUCUAGUUUGAUCCUUUUGCAGCUAAAACCCAAUUUAUUUCUGAAGAAAUAUAAUCUCACCAAGAGACUUGAUUCUAUUUCUGGUGGAAUAAACCUGGCAAUAAUGUGGAAACCACGUGAAAGCAGUCUUGAAGAUUCAAUAGCAGUUGAUCCUACAGUGCCAGACCAAGUCUUUCCUAAUCUGGGUAAGUUCCUGUGCCUGAAAGCUGUGAUUCGGGAAGGCAAAAUAAAUAUUUUUUCAAUCAUUCCUGAAGAAUUUCCGAACUUCCACGGAGAAAUUAUGAUCCAAAUUUCAGCUGACUAUGAUCCUUCCAAACUAGUAAAAUUGAUUCAAAAUUCUCCAAACCUUCAUGUUUUCCAUCUGAAAUGUAACUUCUUUUUGGAAUUUGAGUCUCUCAUGACUUUACUUGCUUCCUGUAAGAAACUCACAGAAAUUUUUUCUGAUUUUUUUUUUAAAGCCGUCCCAUUUGUUGCCAUUUUGCCAAGUUUUAUUUCUCUGAAGAUAUUAAAUCUUGACCAGCAAUUUCCUGAGGAGGAAACAUCUGAAAAAGUUGCCUAUGCUUUAGGUUCUUUUAAUAAUCUACCUCCUGGGGACAAACUACAUCGGCUGGCCAAACUGAUCAUCCAACAGUGUCAGCAGCUUCACUGUCUCUGAAUCCUCUCAUUUUUCCAGACGUUGAACAAUGACAGCGUGGUGAAAACUGCCAAGGCAGCAAUCAAUGGAGGGUUCCAGAAAAUUGAGAACUUAAAAUCUUUCAAUCAAUCACCAGAUUAUGGAGGAAAGAUCAGAAAUUUCUUUCAAGCACUGAACAACAAGUCAAACUUGCAGAAGUUGAGUAUCUCCAGGCAUUUCACGGACUGUAUCAAAGUUCAGGCCUCAACAGUCAAGCCUUUGAGUCAAUGUGUGUUAAUGCUGCCGUGCCUCAUCAGACUGAACAUGUUAAGCUGGCUUCUAGAUGCAGAUGAUAUCACAUUGCUUAAUGUCAUGAAAGAAAGACAUCCUUAAUCUAAGUACUUAACUAUUCUCCAAAAAUGGAUACUGCCAUUCUCUCCAAUCAUUCAGAAAAAAAAAAAAAAACAGAUUCAGCCAAAAAUUGCUGAAUCAAUAAUUUGCCUUGUGGCACACUGA